AGUAGAGGGGGCUCCGGGGCUGAGUCCGCGUCGACGCCGGCCGCGGAGGCGGCACCAUGGGCAAGGGGUAGAGGGGCAAGUUGGCCACCGCCGCCGCCGGGGGUGGUGGGAGAGCCGCUCCGGGGGCGGGGGCCGGUGGGGGAGGGAGGGGCGGGCAGCCGCGCCGCCGCGGCACUUUUUUAAUUUUUUCGGGUGCCGCAGCGGCGACCCCUCGGCGCCGAUGUCCCUGAUCCCUGGAGCGACGACGGCCGCUGCCUAAGCUGGAAAGGGUGAGAGAUUUUUGGUGAUCAUUCAAUUCUGCCUCUGCUAACCAGGCACAGCUUUCUGCAGCACAGCUGAUGGUGGUGACAGCACAGCCUGUGGCCACAGAAGAGAACAGAACUCCUGUGCUCACCUAAGGAUUAAGCCCACGGGGCUGGUGCAUUAGCUCAGUGCUCCUGGAUUCAAAACAGUUGUAGAAUAUGUUCAGGAAGAACGGUAAAAUACCCUCCAAUGAGAGAGCCUGCGGUAGGGGUGCCUUCAGUGGUCCAAAAUGGCAGUUACUUCAGAUUCUCCACAAUCUGAGCAGUUUAUUAUACUAUGGUGGUAAGGGGAAAGGCUUGGUGAAGAUUAAUGUUAAAUACAUAAGAUAAAAUGACCCACUGAUUUUUUUUAAUUAAAAAAUGGGCCCCUUUCAUAUCAAAACUGAAGAUGGAUACAUUACCUGAGGGUGCACAUCAGCCAACAAAAGUGGGUUCAGCAUCCCCCCAACCCUGAACCCAGAGCAGUCCCAACAGCCUGCCCCAUGUAGUACCUGUUAGUGAAGUACCACCUUUGACCCACCUUGCUCAGUUUCCUCACUUGUUCUUAAGAGAAAUUAGUUCCUUGUGACCCAGUUGUGUUUCCAGCUAUAGAGAAACUGUAACACCACUGGGUUUUAGCUGGAUAACAUUUUUAACACAUGUCUGCAUUUGAGUUAGAAUAGCAGAGAUCAGAGUACUGAUAAUCCUGAAGGAUAAUUGGGCCUGUGUCCACUGGCCUGGAGGAACACAUAUUUGUGUGAGUGGCCAAGCAGAGCACCACUGACCCCUCCUGCCAUUGGAAAGCACAGUGGCCUUGCUUCAAUGGCAGCGUGUUCUAAGUCAUGCCAUUUUACUUAGUCUUCAUUCACUCGGUUAGAAAUGAGGUCAAUUAUUCCUGAAAAAAAAAUUGGUAAUACUUGGACUAAAUAAAAAACUGCACCUGCCCAUAGAUUUGUCUUAGACUUCUUGAAUAAAAUGAAUGAUGUUGGGACAUACAGAAUAUAGACAGAGUUUAGAGAACAGGAUGCAUGAAUUAAACAAAGUCUCACCUCUCCAGACUUGUAUUUGCAACUUCUGAUUCUGUUAUGCACAACAGCAUGUAUCAGAAAGUGAGAUAAUUUCCCAGAAAUGUUAGAAAGUUUUAAUUAGUGUACUGAUGCUAGAGAAAGCAGCCAUGAAAGUCAUCCUCAAUACAAAGUUGCUGGCACUUUUAUGGACAGUAUAUAAGGAGGAAUGCCAGCUCCUGAGCAGGCCUCAUUGGUGGAGGAGGGGCAACCACAGACCCGCCAGGAAGCUGCCUCCACUGGCCCAGGCAUGGAACCCGAGACCACAGCCACCACUAUUCUAGCAUCCGUGAAGGAGCAGGAGCUUCAGUUUCAGCGACUCACCCGAGAACUGGAAGUGGAAAGGCAGAUUGUUGCCAGUCAGCUAGAAAGAUGUAGGCUUGGAGCAGAAUCACCAAGCAUCGCCAGCACCAGCUCAACUGAGAAGUCAUUUCCUUGGAGAUCAACAGACGUGCCAAAUACUGGUGUAAGCAAACCUAGAGUUUCUGACGCUGUCCAGCCCAACAACUAUCUCAUCAGGACAGAGCCAGAACAAGGAACCCUCUAUUCACCAGAACAGACAUCUCUCCAUGAAAGUGAGGGAUCAUUGGGUAACUCAAGAAGUUCAACACAAAUGAAUUCUUAUUCCGACAGUGGAUACCAGGAAGCAGGGAGUUUCCACAACAGCCAGAACGUGAGCAAGGCAGACAACAGACAGCAGCAUUCAUUCAUAGGAUCAACUAACAACCAUGUGGUGAGGAAUUCAAGAGCUGAAGGACAAACACUGGUUCAGCCAUCAGUAGCCAAUCGGGCCAUGAGAAGAGUUAGUUCAGUUCCAUCUAGAGCACAGUCUCCUUCUUAUGUUAUCAGCACAGGCGUGUCUCCUUCAAGGGGGUCUCUGAGAACUUCUCUGGGUAGUGGAUUUGGCUCUCCGUCAGUGACCGACCCCCGACCUCUGAACCCCAGUGCAUAUUCCUCCACCACAUUACCUGCUGCACGGGCAGCCUCUCCGUACUCACAGAGACCCGCCUCCCCAACAGCUAUACGGCGGAUUGGGUCAGUCACCUCCCGGCAGACCUCCAAUCCCAACGGACCAACCCCUCAAUACCAAACCACCGCCAGAGUGGGGUCCCCACUGACCCUGACGGAUGCACAGACUCGAGUAGCUUCCCCAUCCCAAGGCCAGGUGGGGUCGUCGUCCCCCAAACGCUCAGGGAUGACCGCCGUACCACAGCAUCUGGGACCUUCACUGCAAAGGACUGUUCAUGACAUGGAGCAAUUCGGACAGCAGCAGUAUGACAUUUAUGAGAGGAUGGUUCCACCCAGGCCAGACAGCCUGACAGGCUUACGGAGUUCCUAUGCUAGUCAGCAUAGUCAGCUUGGGCAAGACCUUCGUUCUGCCGUGUCUCCCGACUUGCACAUUACUCCUAUAUAUGAGGGGAGGACCUAUUACAGCCCAGUGUACCGCAGCCCAAACCAUGGAACUGUGGAGCUCCAAGGAUCGCAGACGGCGUUGUAUCGCACAGGUUCAGGUAUUGGAAAUCUACAAAGGACAUCCAGCCAACGAAGUACCCUUACAUACCAAAGAAAUAAUUAUGCUCUGAACACAACAGCUACCUACGCGGAGCCCUACAGGCCUAUACAAUACCGAGUGCAAGAGUGCAAUUAUAACAGGCUUCAGCAUGCAGUGCCGGCUGAUGAUGGCACCACAAGAUCCCCAUCAAUAGACAGCAUUCAGAAGGACCCCAGGGAGUUUGCCUGGCGUGAUCCUGAGUUGCCUGAGGUCAUUCACAUGCUUCAGCACCAGUUCCCAUCUGUUCAGGCAAAUGCAGCGGCCUACCUGCAGCACCUGUGCUUUGGUGACAACAAAGUGAAGAUGGAGGUGUGUAGGUUAGGGGGAAUCAAGCAUCUGGUUGACCUUCUGGACCACAGAGUUUUGGAAGUUCAGAAGAAUGCUUGUGGUGCCCUUCGAAACCUCGUUUUUGGCAAGUCUACAGAUGAAAAUAAAAUAGCAAUGAAGAAUGUUGGUGGGAUACCUGCCUUGUUGCGACUGUUGAGAAAAUCUAUUGAUGCAGAAGUAAGGGAGCUUGUUACAGGAGUUCUUUGGAAUUUAUCCUCAUGUGAUGCUGUAAAAAUGACAAUCAUUCGAGAUGCUCUCUCAACCUUAACAAACACUGUGAUUGUUCCACAUUCUGGAUGGAAUAACUCUUCUUUUGAUGAUGAUCAUAAAAUUAAAUUUCAGACUUCACUAGUUCUGCGUAACACGACAGGUUGCCUAAGGAACCUCAGCUCCGCGGGGGAAGAAGCUCGGAAGCAAAUGCGGUCCUGCGAGGGGCUGGUAGACUCACUGUUGUAUGUGAUCCACACGUGUGUGAACACAUCCGAUUACGACAGCAAGACGGUGGAGAACUGCGUGUGCACCCUGAGGAACCUGUCCUAUCGGCUGGAGCUGGAGGUGCCCCAGGCCCGGUUACUGGGACUGAACGAAUUGGAUGACUUACUAGGAAAAGAGUCUCCCAGCAAAGACUCUGAGCCAAGUUGCUGGGGGAAGAAGAAGAAAAAGAAAAAGAGGACUCCGCAAGAAGAUCAAUGGGAUGGAGUUGGUCCUAUCCCAGGACUGUCGAAGUCCCCCAAAGGGGUUGAGAUGCUGUGGCACCCAUCGGUGGUAAAACCAUAUCUGACUCUUCUAGCAGAAAGUUCCAACCCAGCCACCUUGGAAGGCUCUGCAGGGUCUCUCCAGAACCUCUCUGCUGGCAACUGGAAGUUUGCAGCAUAUAUCCGGGCGGCCGUCCGAAAAGAAAAGGGGCUCCCCAUCCUUGUGGAGCUUCUGAGAAUGGAUAACGAUAGAGUUGUUUCUUCCGUGGCAACAGCCUUGAGGAAUAUGGCACUAGAUGUUCGCAACAAGGAGCUCAUAGGCAAAUACGCCAUGCGAGACCUGGUCAACCGGCUCCCCGGCGGCAAUGGCCCCAGUGUCUUGUCUGAUGAGACCAUGGCAGCCAUCUGCUGUGCUCUGCACGAGGUCACCAGCAAAAACAUGGAGAACGCAAAAGCCCUGGCCGACUCAGGAGGCAUAGAGAAGCUGGUGAACAUAACCAAAGGCAGGGGCGACAGAUCAUCUCUGAAAGUGGUGAAGGCAGCAGCCCAGGUCUUGAAUACAUUAUGGCAAUAUCGGGACCUCCGGAGCAUUUAUAAAAAGGAUGGGUGGAAUCAGAACCAUUUUAUUACACCUGUGUCGACAUUGGAGCGAGACCGAUUCAAAUCACAUCCUUCCUUGUCUACCACCAACCAACAGAUGUCACCCAUCAUUCAGUCAGUCGGCAGCACCUCUUCCUCACCAGCACUGUUAGGAAUCAGAGACCCUCGCUCUGAAUACGAUAGGACCCAGCCACCUAUGCAGUAUUACAAUAGCCAAGGGGAUGCCACACAUAAAGGCCUGUACCCUGGCUCCAGCAAACCUUCACCAAUUUACAUCAGUUCCUAUUCCUCACCAGCAAGAGAACAAAAUAGACGGCUACAGCAUCAACAGCUGUAUUAUAGUCAAGAUGACUCCAACAGAAAGAACUUUGAUGCAUACAGAUUGUAUUUGCAGUCUCCUCAUAGCUAUGAAGAUCCUUAUUUUGAUGACCGAGUUCACUUUCCAGCUUCUACUGAUUACUCAACACAGUAUGGACUGAAAUCGACCACAAAUUAUGUAGACUUUUAUUCCACUAAACGACCUUCUUAUAGAGCAGAACAGUACCCAGGGUCCCCAGACUCAUGGGUGUAGCAUCAAGAUGCCCAACAGAGGAACUCUUUCUUUCUAACCUUGUUCAGAUUGAGGUGAAAAGUCCAUCUUGCUGAUUUGAUGAUUGAAAUGUGAAAGUGAAGUGGAAGGAAUGAAUGAAGUGUGUUUUUUUUUUCUUUUUUGAGGAAUUAUCAGGGAAGUGAGGAAAUGUUUGGGAGAGGACUUUCUAAGCUCUAUUUAGGUGUUAGAUCUAAUUACUUAUAGAUUCUGUAGUCUGGUGAAGGUGUGGGUGACGUGAUGAGAGGUUUGAGAAAUGGGUGAAAUGAAAUGGGGGAUAUGUAGGUCAAAUCAAAUUAAAGAUGAUUUUUUUAAUGUGAAUAAAGUUAUGUUCUGAUAGUUUGUACAGAAAAAAUAAAAUGGAUGCCCAUGUUUUAUUGCUAUUACUAAAUGUCAAGAUUGUAUGCUAUUAUGUCUUGUAAAUUUCUUUUGUUGGUGUAAAUAUGGAAAUGCCACAUUGGUUAAGUGCCAUCAUUUGUAAUGCAAUGUGUCACUUGAAAAGAGAUUUGAAGAAACUGACAACUUCAAAAACAAAUGAGAAGCCCAAGGAACUGUGAGCAAUUAAAAGCAAACCGCGACACCCUUUGUCUCCACCACACAUAGUGUACUUUGGAAGCACAACGUCCAGGCUGGUACCGCAGCGCCAUGCCCAUUCCUCGCCUCAUUCAUAGGACACUUCACUGCCAUUUUCUAUUCACAUAAAAGAAAAAUAAAUGUGGAAAUUUCAUCCUUGGAAA
Molecule: messenger RNA, 5842 nt
Organism: Homo sapiens (human)
Lineage: Eukaryota; Metazoa; Chordata; Mammalia; Primates; Hominidae
Gene: PKP4
Product: plakophilin 4
Exons: 23
Coding region: 1515-5090 (1191 amino acids)
Biological process (GO): cell-cell adhesion; cell-cell junction assembly
Cellular component (GO): spindle; cell junction; postsynaptic density
Source: RefSeq, marked reviewed